CAAAGAGAGCCUGUCAAAAAAGAGAAGUGGCCACAGGGGGGAUUCAGAGGGAACAAGGUGGCAGGAAAAGCUGGAGCCUAAUUGAUUUGACGUCCCCAACACCACCGCCAGUGACAAUAAUAAUUAUUUGCAAGCUUUGGCUGAGGGAACCAGUGGCGAAGAGAGGAAGCAGCCGCGAAUCAUGGCCCUCAAGCAUGGCAGCCAGCAGCAGCCAUGUGGCUGACGAUGAGGGUAAAUUCUUGGAUAAUGCCAGUGGGUUACAUCCUUUCCAGACUCUAGAACCAGACCUCAGCAUCUUGUGUUUCAUCAUCAGGUGGACUCUCACAGCACUCUCUCUACAUGUCCCUCCACUUUGCCAUCCAGGCCUUCUUACAGCCAGCAGUCAGGUGACCCUUCCUUUCCCUUUGAAGAUCCCUGGCAAUCACCUGGAAUUCUUCCAUCUGCCUCCUUGCCAGCAACAGAGACUUGGAGAUGUCCAUCUUUGACCUUUGGAAACUGGAAGAUGACUUUGGUCCUGCACAGUUGGACAGCGAUAUCAAUAAACUGUAUGCUUUGGCCCUUGACACCUGUGAUGUCUGGCGUGUUGUGUUCCAAAUGACGAGCCGUCUGUAUUCGAAAGUACCACAAAAUCUUCACCUUCUCAUUUUCGGUAACUUUUUCCACGUUGUGCUCCCAUGACAUUUUGGAUACAGAUGAGAAGCCAAGCAAACAUGAUGGAGAAGCUGAAGAAUUCCCAGUCGCCUGUUAAGCCUGAGCAGCCAAGCCUUCCACCAGCUGUUACCCCAACCUCUCUUCCUUCCCCAGAUGGUGGGGGGAAUGAUGUAGAGGCCACUGAACCCCCCACCAGCCCCACUUCUUUCUCACCUCAAACAAAGGGGAGCCCUCCUGCUGAGGCUCCCCAUGCAGCACUGCCCCCCAAUGUCCCUGUCAUCAGCCUGGGCUACAGCAAGUCCCCAACUCCUGUUGAGGUCCCCACAACCCAACUCACUGCCCUACACCCCAUUCCUAACUUCUUGCAGUUCUCAGGUCUGCCUGGACCCCCUCCACCAUCCUUGCCUCUGACUGGAGUAAGGAGUCCACUUUUAGCCCCACAGUACCAGCCUCAUCCCUUUCUCAACAACAUCUACCUAGGCAAUUCGGGGACAUUUGGCCUCUUUCCCAAUAAUCGCCUCAAGCGGAGACCAAGUCAUUAUGAGCAAGACAUUACUGAAGGUCUUCAACCCCAGAAAGUGGCACGCCGGGUCUUCACUAAUAGUCGGGAACGGUGGCGUCAACAGAAUGUGAAUGGUGCCUUUGCUGAGCUUCGGAAACUCAUUCCCACCCAUCCACCUGACAAAAAGUUGAGUAAGAAUGAGAUUCUUCGCUUGGCCAUGAAAUAUAUCAAUUUCCUGGUCAAACUACUGAGUGACCAGGCCAGACUGGCUGGAGGGGAGACUGCUGAAACAGACAGCCCCUGCAAUGGCACUCCCAGGACUCCAUCACCAUCAGCAUCCAUAAAACUGGAACAGUUGACCGUCGAGUCAAUGACUGUAUUGGAAGCAGGAGAACCACGGUGAUGUCUAGCAGUAACAGAUGACCAUCACCACCCCAUUCUGUGCAUCUACAAUGCUGCACACAUGGAUCAAGCUAGCAUCAGUGGAAACUCCUUGGCCUGCACAUCCCUUCCUUGAGUCCGUCACCCAUGGAAUAGGCUGCCAUAAGAGGGCUAUAUUGACUUUGGAAGACUUCAUUUGACUUCAGGAAUCCAAAAACAGAGGGAGAAGGUGUUGGAAUCCCUUUGACUGAUGCCCAAUGGAAGCCUCAAAGCGUGGGGACUCUGGGAGAGAUGAGGAAUGAGAUUUUAUGUACAAUUCCCUGGUUUAGGGUAGCGGGGAACUGCUGUAUGAUAUCUGGUUUGAAUAAGACACCCUCUAGCUCUUGUUGGCUGUAAGAGGAAGACCUUGAUGUCAGGCAACACCAUGGCUGGGAAGGGUGCUCUGGAGUUUCAUUUUCACUGUUUGCUGAUUGCUUCUGACUUUUAGCCGUAACACUGCUCCUGCUGACAAAUCUAAGCCUUAUUGUUGCUGGGGCCCCACAUAAAUAUUUGAGCCUGUACAUAGGAGCAAAAGGAUAUAAAAAGAAGUGGCAAGGUUAAGAAGCUGAGCUCCCAGGCCCAGCCUAUUUUCCACCUUCCCAUCAAAAUGGGACUCUGGCUCGGCUAUAUUGGUGACAUCUUUCUAGAUGGGAAAAGAGCUGCUGAAGGACUUUGAGCAUUCUUGUCAAUAGCUUGGAAAGCAAUGGCUACAUAACCCUACAGACUGUCCAGUGCAUCUGCCAUGUUCUGCCUAGUUGGGUGUUCAGUAAUACCUCAGUCAGGGCUAUAUAGGCAGUGAUUUGUGUGAGGAGCUCUUCUUUUUGACAUGCUGAUUUUCCUGCAUGCACAAUGUUUUUGUUAGCAAUUUUUGUGCAGAAACCUUCAUCAUCAGUCCCAAAAAAAUCAGGAGCACCACCUCUGCAGGAGAACUGGGCCUUAAUGAUAGUCUUUUGUGAUCCAGGUGUGCUGUUGGGGAGUUACUCCAGAUGCAAGCAAUUAAGAGGGAGUGGAUGGUGGUGGUGCAGUGGCUGCUGUGUCACUCCCAAGGAGCCAGUUGGGUGGGUGGGGGUUUGCUGGGAGCCCACAGUCUCAGAAACCUUCUCCCUUCCUGGAAAGAGAAGGGCGGUUUGUGCUGAGUCAAUAUCUUGAACUUCUCCACAAACCCUGGGCCCCUUGCCAAAACCACAUAUGACAGCAAUGAUUCUGGAGGGAGGGAGGCCUGGGCUGCCUGUUAUCGGAAGUAGUAGUUUGCUGAAAGGUCUUUGGGAUGAAGGAAGAAGAAAGAUGACCGUAUCUACACACACACACACACACCAGCAUCCAUUCAAUUUUCAGAUUUGCUUGCAAAGGAAAUUGUUUUCUGCUAAUAUUUGCUUUUAUUGGGAGGAUGAUUUGUAAGAUGGGAUUCUUACACUCAUCAAUGCUGUCCAGACCAGGAGCUCCUUGGAACCAAAUUCUUCCAAGUUGAAUGAUGUUUUAAAACUGAAGUCAAUACAUAAACAAAAACAAAAAUAAUAUAUUUGGUGAUAAUUGUUGACACUGUAAAAGAUUGUGUGAGUUGCAUACUAUGUUUUGAUUUUGAAUUUUUCACUGCAAGGAAAUGAUGAGGAAAUACAUGUGUGUCUGUG
This is a messenger RNA of Pantherophis guttatus, 3201 nucleotides long. RefSeq names its product LYL1 basic helix-loop-helix family member (gene LYL1). Lineage: Eukaryota; Metazoa; Chordata; Lepidosauria; Squamata; Colubridae. Gene Ontology annotation, molecular function: RNA polymerase II cis-regulatory region sequence-specific DNA binding; DNA-binding transcription factor activity, RNA polymerase II-specific; protein dimerization activity. Gene Ontology annotation, biological process: regulation of transcription by RNA polymerase II. The record is from RefSeq and is a predicted model, not a curated record.